UAUGGACCAUAAAGGCACACAACAAGAAGAAAGGCCCACUAAACUCCAUGGCAGGAAGGUUAACACUAGGGAGAGUGGGAGAAAGAGAGAAACAAAACAACCACCUUUGUCUUUUGGUGCAUCCACAUUGAAGAAAUAACCUGGUUUGAGGCCAUGUUAACAGCUGUGGCAUUCUUAAAGUAGAGUCAAACUGGAUUAUUUCUGCAGUGUGAGUGGUGUAGCUUUUGUGGCUUGAUAAGGAGCAGCCAGCAGGGAGAUUAAAGGCAUCUGGAGAGACCCAAACUUGCCUUGGAUGUUCUUGCAGAGGAAGACCCCCCUCCCACUCACCCCCAAAAAGGAACUGAUGAAAAUGGUUGGGAGAAACUUCCUGCCACUGUUACUGAAUUGUGAAAUGGACAUCGAAGUCUGCCUUCUGCCCAAUUAAGCAGCCGUUUGUUUGGAGAAGGAGGGUUCGUGUCACAUCUGCUCUUUAGACCCAGCCUGGCCAGGAAAACAGAAAAGGAUGAUAGUAUCUGACUGACCUUGUUGUGACGCCUACACAAUCUGGAGCGAGAGCCACCCUUGGCGAGACCUGAUGGUUUUUGCACACUGGCAGAAAUAUUGUUGUGUUGGUCUUUGCCAAAAAAUGAAUCCCUUCAACCUUGGAGAUCCUUUUACUUAUGCAAAUGUCAUGAAAAACCAAGGAAAUCAAGACUUCAGAAAUGGGAAAUAUUCUGUAGCCAUCAAAAAGUAUGAAGAAGCAAUAAGUGCAAUAUCUUUUUUAUGCCAAACACAAGGGGUAUCUUACCAUCGAGAAAUGGCAGUUUUACUGUGCAAUCGAUCAAAUGCCUUCUACAAUUUAAAUAAAUGGGGAGAAGCCUAUUACUCAGCACAAGAGAGCCUCCAGUGGGAUCCAACCUAUGUUAAGGGAUACUACAGAGCUGGUUACUCUCUGAUUAAAUUGUCACAUCCUUUAGAUGCAGCUAGAAUAUUUUGUCAAGGUUUGAACUUCCUCCAUGGUUCAUCAGAUGUGGGUCAGAUUUCUGAUUUUAUAGUUGGCAUCUUCUCAAGUGCUAAUGAUGAAAGGAAUAUUACUCCAAAUCUGUCAAGCAUCUAUAAAAAAACGGUGAAUGAUCAUUUCAGUUCCCUAAUUUGGCAACAAGUGAUUGAAAAGCUAACAAGGAAAGGAUUGUGGCAGUCUUGCCUGUUAUUGGCUGCUGAGAAAGACAAGUUGCCAAGGAAUCUGCGAGUCACCAGUGUGUCACUCAAAGAUCUGUUUGAGAAAUAUGUUGUUUUUGGUCAAUAUGAGAGAAUGGAAAAGGUGCCCAUACUAGUGGAAUGGCUGAUCUCCAUUGGAGCAAACAUACAGAGCAUUGGGACAUAUCCCCUUCAUGCUGUCAUGAUGCUUUGUAUCAAAUCAAAAGGAAGCCACCUUUUCAGGUGGUUAUUGGACCAUAAGCCUGAACUAAAGAGUCUUAUCAACCAGCAAAAUGAAGAUGGAUUUACAGUUCUCCAUAUUGUAGCAUCCCUAUCGAAAGGAUACUCUUUGAAAAAACAGAUAGAUGAUGUGGUGAUGCUGCUCGAUGCUGGGGUGGAUCCAAAGAUCUGUGAUGCACAGUCAAGGUCUGCAAUGAACAUCUUGAAAAAAAACAAGAAGUUCAAGGCUCUGGAUGUCAUCAACAAGCACAUGGCCAGGCAUAUGUUAUGCUCGGAGGAGUCACCAGGGCCGUCUGACAGCAAAGCCACCACAGAUUCCGUUGCAUUACUUCAGGAUGCUUUUGAUCAGUUUGCACAGUUCUGUUUGGAAAACAAUGUGCAUAACAUCAGGAUGAAGCAUGAGAAAGUCCAGAGGCUUUUGAAGCAGCUGUCUACAGUAAGAGAAAUUCCUGAAGAAAUAGUUUGUGAUAUUCCUCCUACCUAUGCCAGCAGCUUUACAAAGCUAUUGCUAGAGAAGCAAAAGUGGCAUGAGGUUCUAUUGCUGCUGACCCGGAAGACUACAGGAGAGAUGUCAUCCGGAGGGGGUCUUCUUAAAAACUUCAGCCUUUCAGACCUUGAUAUUGUGACUGUGUUAAAUCGCAUGGAAAGAUCAGAUAAGCAACAGAUACAGCUUAUAAAAUGCUUGCUAGAGAGAGGAGCAUCACCUGAGGGGAUUGGGACUGUCCAUGAAAAACCACUUGAGAAAUGCUUAAAAAACAAUGAGUUUGAGUUGGCAUAUUUGUUGCUGAGUUCUGGUGCAGAUCCUCGGUGUAUGUCCAUUGUGGAAGGCGAUACUCCUUUACAUGCUGCCCUGUCCAUUUGUUUUGACAAGAAAGAUGAUAUUGGUGUCCAUUUCCUGCGUUACCUUCUGGAAUUGUAUGACUCUAAUCCACCUGCAUUUCCACACCUCAAUCCCAACAGUCAAGACAAGAAUGGAAAUACAAUAAUGCACAUUCUUUUUCAGAAGAACCUAACAAAGCAAGUUAAGAAAAUGUUGGUUUUACUGGCAAAGUUUGACAUAAACCUCAAUUUAAGAAAUAAUACUGGAAAAGAUGUGUGUCACAAAAAAAAGAAGACUGACCCAAUACUUAGAGCUUGGAAUGAAGCUGUGAAUGACAAUAAGAAAAAAACUCGGCAUGUUGCAGGGGAGCAGCUGCCUAAAAUCCCAAAGCAGACUCCAUCUUCCAACAAGUCACAACCAGAAAGUUUAGCUGAUUCUUCAUCUCCACCUCUGUCUAAAAUGUCAACUGGAAAUGAUAAGAAACCAGAAACAGGCAGUGUUUCCCAUAUGCAGAAAUUAAUAGAAGAUACUGUAACAAAAAACUCAGCAUGCAGGGAUGUUAAUAAGCCUUUGACUUUGAGGGAUUGUCUUGUGCAAGAAAUUAUACAGUUAAUUCAGAAACUUUCAUUGUGGGAAGUCUCAGCAAAAAUGAAUUCAUCUACACCAGAAGUACAAAACUCAUCAUCUUCCACAAUGAAAGCCAAAGAGGGUGACCAUCAGCAGGUCUGUGGCCAUAAGGAAUUAAUUUGUAAUAGUAGGGAGGAUGUUUUCCUAAACAAAGACAGUUCAAAUGAAAAGGAUGAUAAUGAACUCGAAGAACUCAAAGGAGAAGAGGAAGCCUCUUCUGAAGAUGAUGAGCCGUUUCAGGAUAUGGAGACGAGCACCCCAGAAUUUGAUAAAAUGACAUGGGAAAUUGAAUGCACACCCGAAGUGUUAAAGAAGUUGGCAAACAAACGUAUGCCUCAUUAUAUGAGGAAUAAGGUAAUCUAUGCAGUUCAGCAGCUGGGGAAUGGUGAAUGGACUCAGGGUCUACAAAAACAGCUGAAACAUUUGAACAGUGGCAUUCAGCUUUAUGAAGCAAAGCUGGGCAAAGGGGCAAGAAUGCUCUGGGAACUUGCAAUAGACUUUUCUCCUCGUUGCAGUGAGACUGCAGAAAAGAUAAUGGAAAGUGAGGAUUCUGCUCAUCCGGCUGGGAGUGUUUACACACAAAUCAUUCGAAUAUGGGACAUUGUACUGGAUCACUGCAAACUUAACAAAGCCAUCUACCAUGCUGCAUCUAUAUGUGCUGCAUACAAUCGUGGACGUUCUUGUAUUUUGAGAAAAAACCUCAAAGUUAUAAACACAAAUUUGCUUUCUUCUAAUAUAAAAAUACAAAAGCGCAUUCCUCAUAUUUACGUUGAAGACACCAAAGUAGACAAAUCAGAAGAUCAUGCUGUGCCUGAAUACUUUCCCCCAGCAAGUGCAGCAGAAACUGAAUACAAUAUAAUGAAAUUUCAUAGUUUCAGUACUAACAUGGCAUAUAACAUCUUAAAUGAUAUGACUUCCACCGUUGAAUAUCCCUUCAGAGUGGGCGAGUUGGAAUAUGCAAUCAUUGACUUGAACCCCAAACCAUUGGAGCCAAUAAUCUUAAUUGGGCGAAGUGGAACAGGGAAGACUACUUGUUGCUUAUAUAGGCUUUGGAAAAAAUUUCACUCUUACUGGGAGAGAACAGAGUUGAACCAGGAUCCGCUGCUGGUUAGACAAGUAUGGCGCAGUCAGAAAUUUUAUACUCAAUUGGAAAACGAGGGCAGUGAGGAGAAAGGCCUUGAUGAAAAACAAGAUGUCUGUGACUCCAGUGAUUCAGCUGAAUUGGAAAUGUCGGCAAGUAUAGAUAAUGAGCAAGAAGAAGAGGAAGAUGACCAAUGUUCUUCAGGUUUAGGAGACUCAGAAAUCAAUUCAUUAUGUGAUUGUGAUGAGGAUGAGGAACAUACUACAGAAGAAUAUGACAAACUGGAGCACUUGCAUCAGAUCUUUGUUACUAAAAAUCAUGUUCUAUCCCGAGAAGUUCAGAGGAAUUUUAUUGAGCUUAGCAAGUCUUCUAAGGUAACCAGCCAUUACAAGCCACUUGAACCAAAUGUUUACCGACUUCAGGAUGUUAAAGAUGAAAAUUUUCCUCUCUUCCUCACAUCCAGACAAUUGUUACUCUUACUUGAUGCCUCUAUGCCUGAUCCAUUUUUCUUUAGGAAUGAAGAUGGAAGUCUUACACACAGCAUUGAUGGAUGGUCUACAACAGAAGAUACAAUCAUCUCAAAUUGGCAAGAGGAAAAUGAAGAUGUUGAUGUUGAAGUUGAUUAUUAUGAUGAAGAUGAGGAGGCUGCAGAAAUUCAUACAAGACCAUCUGAUUCCAGAGUUUUUGUGACUUACAAUGUAUUUGCUAAUGAAAUCUGGCCAAAAAUGACAAAAGGAAAAUGUGCCUACAACCCAGCAUUGGUUUGGAAAGAAAUAAAAUCUUUUUUGAAGGGGUCUUUUGAGGCACUGAGCAGCCCACAAGGUAUACUUACAGAAGAAGAGUACAAAAAACUUGGGCGAAAGAGGUGCCCAAACUUCAAAGAAGAUCGUAGUGAAAUUUACCAACUCUUCUGUCUUUACCAGCGAAUAAGAUCACAAGGGAAUUAUUUUGAUGAGGAAGACGUCUUGUACAAAUUGUCUCAGAGACUCUCUACAUUCAGAGUUCUACCAUGGUGCAUCCAUGAACUUUAUGCGGAUGAAAUUCAGGAUUUCACUCAAGGAGAGCUAGUAUUGCUAAUGAAAUGUAUUGAUAAUCCUAAUGCAAUGUUCCUGACUGGCGAUACUGCACAGAGCAUCAUGAAAGGGGUUGCAUUUCGUUUUAGUGACUUGAGAUCACUUUUCCAUUAUGCCAGUAAAAGCUCUAAUGACAAGAAGCAAUGUAUUGUUAGAAAACCAAGAAGGAUAUACCAACUUCACCAGAACUACAGAUCUCAUUCAGGGAUCCUCCAUUUGGCCUCAGGAGUUGUUGAUUUACUUCAGUAUUAUUUCCCAGAAUCUUUUGAUAGCCUUCCUAGAGAUACAGGCCUUUUUGAUGGCCCAAAACCCACUGUAUUGGAAUCUUGCAGUGUUAGUGAUCUAGCAAUCCUACUGAGAGGCAAUAAAAGAAAAACACAACCAAUAGAAUUUGGAGCACAUCAGGUGAUAUUAGUAGCAAAUGAAACAGCAAAAGAAAAGAUUCCUGAAGAACUUGAUUUGGCUCUUGUGCUAACCAUUUAUGAAGCAAAGGGGUUGGAAUUUGAUGAUGUGCUCCUUUACAACUUUUUCACAGAUUCAGAGGCUUACAAAGAAUGGAAAAUUAUUUCUUCUUUCAUACCUUCCUCUUACUUACCCAAAGAAACCAAGAUGAUAACUGAAACACCCUUAGAGGAAGUUGAUGACACUCAAAGAAAACAUCCUCUGUUGAACCCAGAAAUGUACAAGAUGCUUAAUGGAGAGCUAAAGCAAUUAUAUACUGCUAUUACAAGAGCCAGAGUCAAUCUGUGGAUCUUUGAUGAAAAUAGUGAAAGGCGUGCACCUGCUUUUCAAUAUUUCAUCAAGCAGGAACUUGUUCAUGUUGUCAGAACUAAUGAAGUCUUAGAUGACACUUUAUUUGUUAAAACGUCAACUCCAGAAGAAUGGGUGGCACAAGGAGAAUAUUAUGCUAAACACCAGUGUUGGAAGGUGGCUGCAAAAUGCUAUCAAAAGGGAGGAGCAACUGAGAAGGAGAAACUGGCCUUGGCAAAUGAUGCUGUGCUUCAAGUUCAGUCAAAGAAAAUCAGCCCCAAGGAGAAGCAAAUGGAAUACAUGGAUCUGGCAAAAACCUACCUAGAAUAUGGUGAACCAAAUUUGGCUCUCAAAUGCCUGUUUCAUGCCAAAGAACACCAGCUUUGUGCACAGCUUUGUGAAAAAUUAGGAAAGGUGAAAGAGGCUGCAUAUUUCUAUAAAAGAGGUCAGUGCUACAGGGAUGCAUACAGGUGUUUUGAUCAGAUUCAAGAAUUUGAUUUAGCACUUAAUAUGUGUUGCCAAGAGGAACUGUAUGAAGAAGCAGCAAAAUGUGUUGAAAGAUACGAGAAAAUCCUGCAACAAGAAAAACAGCCAGUUUCCAAACUUUCAUACACAGCAAAUCAGUUUUAUUUGGAAGCAGCAGCAAAAUAUUUGCAUGCAAACAAGAGUAGUGCAAUGAUGGAAAUGCUUUCCCAUCUUGACACUGAAGAUCAGCUUUUUUUCUUGAAAGAACACAAACGCUUUUGUGAAGCAGCUGACCUUUUGAAGAAGGAGGGUAGAGAAGAAGAAGCUGCAAAGUUGAUGAAACAGCAUGGGUAUGUGUUGGAAGCAGCCAGGCUCACUAACCAAAUGGACUUCCGAGCAUCAUGUUUGCUUGCUGCAGCCCGCCGUGGUGUGUUAGGUUGUUAUAGUUUGGAGAAUUUACCAGCUAUCUUGGAAGAAGCCCUAAUACUUUGUGAAGAAACAAACCAAAAGUCUGGCAGUGCAGAGGCAACUUAUUUGAAGGGUGUUCUAAGAAAAGACUUCUGUACAUUGAAGGAGGCCUUCCAUAUGUACUUGCGUGUGAAUCACAUUGCAGGUGCUGUGGAAGCAUUGUUUGAAGCAGCGUGUUGUGAAGGAGACAGUGAAGCCUUUCUAAAGUUAACAUCACAGGGAACAGAAGCACUUCUGAAACUAGUGAAAGCUUUCCAAAAGGCAGACACCAAUGCUGAAAGAGAAAUGGUGAAGUCAUGUUUUGAAUACUUUGGGAUUGUGCAGAUAGACAAGACGAUUUGCCAGAUCUCUCAGAAUGAAGCAGGAUAUUUACUGGGAUAUUUUCCUGAAAGCUUAAACCUGAGAGGGAAGAAAAGUGAUCACUUCACUGCAAGCCUAGAAGAGGUGAAAUCUGUACUAAAUAAGCAUUUGUUGGAGAGGCUGACUACCAUUGUUCACCAUUUACUUGAUCUGAACUUCCCCAGUAUUUGUUCCAAGUUCAUUUCAGGCUUGAAAUGUGAGGACAAAAUCUGUAAGGACUUCCAUAGAGUGUUGUCACAUCCAGAGCUAAAAUCUGUGUUUCAACAUAAAAUGCAUCUGGCUGCAAUAAACGGACUACUGUUAGAAGCCAAGCAAGUAUUCCCAAAAGAUUUGCUUCAUGAACCUAAUGUGAUUGAUGAAUUGUUGACAGCUGAUAAAUAUGCUUUAUGCAGAUCUCUUGUAAAUGCCAUCUUUCCUAAACAUUUCCACCUAAGAAUGAUCUCUGAAAACCCAUGGGCAUGCAAAAAUAUCCUGAGUCUUCAAAGCAGUGGCUAUGUAACUUCUAAUUCUUGCAGAAAGGUAUUGAAAGAAUAUGUAAGAUCUGAGUUCAAAAACGAAACUCCCCAAAACAGAAGAGAAUCUACUGAUUUAUUGCUGAAGACAAUGCAAGUCCUUGCCUUAACUUCUCAUUAUCCUGAGGAGUUUGAAAGGCUUCUUUACAGAGAAGAAGAUGACUACAAGAGAGAACUAACAAUGCCAGAAAAGAGGCCAAGAGGUCAAAACAGAGGUGUUGAGGGCAGGUUUGGUAUGUUGUUGCCUGACAAAUAUGCUGGAAAUGCUGAAAGUACCCACUUGUGUUUCAUUCGACUAUUGCAGGGUUCCAUGGAUCAGCUGUACAUUCACAGAAAUCCUGAGAAGUGUAAAUGGAUGUUCUACCGUUUCAUGAAUGUCUUGGUAAAGAAAUGCACUAUUCCCUUGAUUCCAAGUAUAGGAAACACAGUGACUUUGCUAGAGUUUCAGUUUAUUUUGGGCUGUGCUGUCCUCAUGCGCCUCUGCAGAAGCAUGACUCUUUGCCUUCCUAAAAGUUACAUUGCUCUCUUCCACUACUGGGAUUUUUUGUUCACAAGGGGAGAACGACAAAAGGAGGUAUUUACUAUUAUACAGGACUAUAAGCCACAGGACACAAAACGAGCUAUACAGGAAUUUAAAUUUCAUCUGAGGUAUUUAGCUGAUGUUCUUUGUAAAUAUGAAAAGUUCAAUGUACUCCAAGAUGCUUUUGACGACCCUGAUUCUCUUAUAUCAGGAGAGGCUGAACGCACAGUUGUGCUUUGCCUAGUGAUGUUCGUGAAUGCAGAUCAGUUGCUUGGCUGGCAGUAUAAAAGUAUUUUAUCAGACCUUUUCCCUGUCCUCAGGGAAAGCCUUGUACAAAUGAAAAAGGAGUACCCCUCCAAAGUGCCUGAAAGGUUGUUUAAAAUUGUGGACUUGAUGUGCACAGCCUCUGAUGUUAAAGAAGUAGUUGAAGGCCUCAAGGAACUGCUGUUUUGCCGAGACGAAGAGUUUUUGGCUGACUGUUGUUGGAGAUGGGGUAGCAGGUAUGGAGAUAAUAAAGGGGUCAGAGGUAUUUAUUACAAGAUUGCAGACUUGGACAGAUUUGCAUAUGUCAGUCAGGCAGCAUAUUGGGAAGAGCCAGAGCCAGAUCUUGAAAAGAACAUAUAUUUUGAAGAAAGAGAGGAUCCAUUGGACGAUAUAGCAUCAAUACGGCAGCAAAAGCAACAGCAAAAAGCUUCUGCCAAGCGGAGGUUGAGAUAUCUUUUUCUGUUUGUCCGUUGUUGCAUUAGAUGGAAGAGGGUGUCUUGCUCAAAAUCAGGAUCCUUGGAAAUGACGUUGGGAAUCUUCAAAAAAGCAGACAUUGAUAAAACGCAGUGUGAUCUGUGUGGAGUCAAGUUUGGCCAAAGUUCUGUGAACUUCCCUCCUGAGAUUGAACACUUGGAAAAAGAGCCCACAGAAACAGUGCAAACAGAACUAGAGUGGGAAGAAAGUCUGGAAAGGCAUGAAAACUUUGUGGCUAGUGAAACAUUUGAAAAUCACAUCAUCCUCGCUGAACAUGAAAAUAAAAGCAUCUCUUACCAGAAAUAUUUUGAAUUUUUUAGAAGCAAGAUAGAACCAUUAAUCAAUAAUGGGAAUAAUGUCAUGGAAAAAAUUGUGGAGAAUACCUGCAUCCGAGGUCAUUUUACUGCAAAUGAACAUUCUAAACUAGUACAAAGAAGAAUUGAAGCAGGAAUUCAGAGAAUUACUGAUACAGUGGAAGAUAUCUACAAGAGGAAAGCAUGGAUUGAUGCUGAAGAAAUCAUGUCCAAAUUGGCUUCUGAACUGGAAUCUAAUGUAGAGAGAGCUGUGAAAUGGCUGGAGAAGAUGGAAUCAUCCUUGUUAAAGGAGGAAGAGUCUGACUUUGACAAAGACUUGAAUGGUGAAGUAAGAGAUGAAGAGGUAACAUUUGAAGAACUGCAACCCAAAGAGCCCUCAAAGAAGGGAAGAAAAAGAGGAAGAAGAAAAUAGUUUUUAAAAAAACUACAGAAGUUAACUUUUUUGUUGACUUGGACUUUGUUUUAUUAUUUUUAAUUGCCAUUGAAGUGGUAAAAAUUUGGCUGAAAAUUGAAAUGUGAAAUUGUACUAGCAAAAAUUCACUCCCCCCAACAUAAUCAUUGGUUUCUAUUUAAAAAAUAAUAAUCAGAUUUUGAAUAUAAUCAGCUCCCAGCAGUGAAACAGUCCAGAACAGUAUAUUUGGCAGAGAAACUCACAUUUUUGAAAGAAAACUAAAGUGAGAGGGUAGGGUUUGGAUACAGGGGAGCAUCCUUAACUCUUUGCUUGCCUGCCCCUUUUUGCUUGUAAUGGUCCUCUCCAUUCUUUUACAAGCUUCUCAUUUUCAGAUUGCACCCUCCUCCCAGCUACUUUGCAGCUUGAAGAGGUCUGGGUUUGUAUUCUGCCUCCAUUUAAUGUGAUGGUAAUUCCAUUUUUGAAACCCAUUGUAUUAGUAACUGGAAUGUAUCUGUAAAUAAUAAACUCAUUUCUUUUA
Molecule: messenger RNA, 10073 nt
Organism: Sceloporus undulatus (fence lizard)
Lineage: Eukaryota; Metazoa; Chordata; Lepidosauria; Squamata; Phrynosomatidae
Gene: TRANK1
Product: tetratricopeptide repeat and ankyrin repeat containing 1
Exons: 24
Coding region: 575-9556 (2993 amino acids)
Molecular function (GO): protein binding
Source: RefSeq, a predicted model, not a curated record